Messenger RNA from Guillardia theta CCMP2712, 867 nucleotides. RefSeq lists its product as hypothetical. The record is from RefSeq and is a predicted model, not a curated record. Bases 1 to 867 code for a protein of 288 amino acids. NCBI's taxonomy places the organism in Eukaryota, Cryptophyceae, Pyrenomonadales, Geminigeraceae. The transcript has 11 exons.
AUGUUCCUUCUGGGCUCCGUAGAAGUUGUUUCCUGUCUGCAGAUCGCUGCCAUCAUCAUGUCCAAACUCGACAGGUGGCUGAACCGGUCGAAAGAAAGCCAGGCCGUGAGCUCAGAGCAAGCUCCCGUGGAUGUGAGAGGGAAGGGCCAUCAAGGGAUCAACGGGGUUCCGAGAGAGGAGCAGGUCAAGGAGGACAAGCUGUCUCGUUGGGUCGCGAGAAGUGCGAAGGUCAGUCUUACUGGCGGCAAGAUGAUGGAAGGGGAGAGGGAGCAGCAUGCGGGAGGAGCGGUGGCAGGAGGAGUAUCAGCGUGUUGUAACCUGAUCAGGAUCCUUGAUGCAAGCGAACUGAAAAUUAUUUCAAUCCCCGCGCUCUCCGACGCGUCUCAGUCUCUCCCACCCCUCGUGUCUGUUGAGGAAAUCAAAAGCCUCAUGGGCAAGGAGCAGAAAGCGUUUCAGCGGCCCAAGAGAGCGCGAGCUGAGAUUGAGAAGGUACAAGAGAUGCAGACCAAGCAUGCGGAGGCACAACAAAAGCAUCCGAAGCAACAAGACGCGACUGCCGAUAACCAACCAAAGAGCAAAUUGGACAGAUGGGUCAAGAAAGUACAGGAUGGAAACUCGACGAGCAAUGGCGCUGAUGACACGAAGGCUUCCAAGUUGGAUCGAUGGCUCAAGAGGUCGCAAGGAGAGCAGAAUGAAGGCGCACAGGAGGAGGGGAAAGCAGUCAAGGAGGAGAAGGUGGAGAGAGAACAACUGCCCCAAAUGACUGUGCAAGAAGCUCUGAAGGGCGAAGAUGCUCAACAGUUUGCACAAAGGCAGUCCGCUUUGCUCUCAAACUGCAUGGCUGAUGAGCCGGCCGACCCAACCUGA